UCUGCCGCCGCCGCCGCGGAGUUCUUGCUGGAGGCGGCUCCUGCUGUGCUGCACGGAUCCUUCCUAGUUGACUGGGAGGGAGGAGAACUUUGCUUCAUGGCUCGCCACAGCAAACUCCAGAAGCAAGUGCUCAGCUUGUACCGAAACUUCUUAAGGGCCGGCAAGGAUAAGCCGGGCUUCCUGCCUCAGAUACGGGCCGAGUUCCGGAAGAACGGCCAGAUACCCCGGACGGACGUCAUGCUGAUCGAAUACCUCGUCCGCCGCGGAGAAAGGCAACUGGAGCAACUCCGGGACGUCCACACCAAACAGAUGGGAGCCUUCGUCAAAACGAAAGAAGAAGAGCUUCUAUAG
Elgaria multicarinata webbii is the source of this 351-nucleotide messenger RNA. It is a transcript of the gene SDHAF1, whose product is annotated as succinate dehydrogenase complex assembly factor 1. Bases 97 to 351 code for a protein of 84 amino acids. Lineage: Eukaryota; Metazoa; Chordata; Lepidosauria; Squamata; Anguidae. Gene Ontology annotation, biological process: mitochondrial respiratory chain complex II assembly. The record is from RefSeq and is a predicted model, not a curated record. Gene Ontology annotation, cellular component: mitochondrion. The transcript has 2 exons.